AUGUCUUCUACUUCCUCUUCGGCGUCGGCCGUUACUGCCAACGGUGGCCCCACAGUUCAGUCCCGCAGGAGCCAUACAAAGUCAAGGAAGGGUUGUAAAACCUGCAAGAAGAGACAUAUCCGUUGUGAUGAAACAACCCCGCAAUGUCGCAAUUGCACCAAACAUAACGUAAGAUGUGACUAUCAGGACGGAGGUCCGGUCGAAGGCAUCCCGGACCUCAAGAUGACACCGCAAAUCGAACGGGAGCUCGACACCUGGAGGAAAACCGGUGUAUACCCGUUUCCCAACCUGGGCCUCGAAAGCCACCCGUCCCCCACACGAUACUCGCCCACGGACCUCCGACUGAUCCACCACAUCUCGUCCAUCGCAUCGCAGAUGCAAGCUGUGGAACCGAGCAACUCUGCGAUCUGGACCAAGAGGGUUCCAAUGUUCCUGACGAUUGCGUCGAAGCACGAUUUCGUGAUGCAUUCUUUGCUGGGCCUUUCCGCAUCUCACCUGUCGUGGUUGACGGAAUCCUACGCAACGCUGCAGCUAGCCUAUCAACACCGUGGACUCGCUUUUCAGGGCCUGCAGCAAUCGAUCGGUGACUUCUCGAAAGAGAACUCGGACGCUGUGCUUGCUGCAUCUAUCCUUCUCUCGUGGCAAGUAACCGACUGGCGGUCUUGGGCGAGUCUGCUACAGGGUACAUCGACCGUCAUCGAUGCGAUGCAGGCCUGGAAGCACGAGAGCGAGUUUGCAGAGUUCAUGGAGGAAGGGGAUGUUUUCACACGGGGCUCCCUCCGACAACAGAUUUUAGAUCCGCAGCGGGAUCGCUAUGUGGUGGACCACGUGUACCAAUGCCUACUUCCGCUCAUGGAGUAUUUCCGGAGCCAGCCACAGGGACCGGACACCAACGAUCAGGCGCUCAAGGGUCUCGAAGACCUGGUGAGCUUUGUACAGGAGCUACAGGACAAAAUACCGGCGCAUUCGGCAGAAGAACAAUUCCAUCUCAUGCACCCGCUCCGAGAAUGGUUAUUUUUCCUUCCGAUAGACUUUCUGCGCAGAGGACGGACGGAUCCGAGUGUCAUGGUGCUACUCGCGCACUUUUACGGCGUGGCUCUGGCCGUCGAACCUCUUUUCCCGGCCGUCGGUGCCGCCUACUUUGGCACCAUGAGCGUGGGACCCAUCGAACAGAUUCACCGAACACUACUACAGCAGGCGACAACGGCGACAACCACCUCCGCAGAUGCAGCUGCCGCAGCCCGGGGGGGCCUGGAGCUGAUGGGCUUCCCCUUGGAGAUGGUGAAGCACUUUCGGGAACGAAUGGACUGGCGACGAGCAACGGGCGUGGUGCCUCCACCACCACCUUCUACCACCACCACUACCGCCGCCGCUACAGCUACAUCCUCACCACUACACACGAACCAUCUCGGCGGAUGGGAUUUCGGCGCGUUUCCGGAGUAUGCCAUGGUCAAUACCGGAGGAGGCUACAUACCACCACCGCCGCAUCCUCCACAGGAUGUUCAGAGCUCUUUCACCGCCAGCGACUUUAUCGCUCAUGCGAUGUGGAGGGAGGGAUCAUAG
Messenger RNA from Tricharina praecox, 1563 nucleotides. RefSeq lists its product as uncharacterized. The record is from RefSeq and is a predicted model, not a curated record. Gene Ontology annotation, biological process: regulation of transcription by RNA polymerase II. Gene Ontology annotation, molecular function: DNA-binding transcription factor activity, RNA polymerase II-specific; zinc ion binding. NCBI's taxonomy places the organism in Eukaryota, Fungi, Ascomycota, Pezizomycetes, Pezizales, Pyronemataceae. The transcript is spliced from 4 exons. The coding region runs from base 1 to 1563 and encodes 520 amino acids.